Messenger RNA from Brassica napus (rape), 983 nucleotides. RefSeq lists its product as uncharacterized. The coding region runs from base 10 to 897 and encodes 295 amino acids. Gene Ontology annotation, biological process: response to photooxidative stress; photosystem I assembly. The record is from RefSeq and is a predicted model, not a curated record. NCBI's taxonomy places the organism in Eukaryota, Viridiplantae, Streptophyta, Magnoliopsida, Brassicales, Brassicaceae. Gene Ontology annotation, cellular component: chloroplast thylakoid membrane. The transcript has a single exon.
AAGUUUAUUAUGUCUCCUCCAGCGUUGAUUGUGUUAGAAGAUGGUCUAACCAACAAAUGGAGCAACGACGAGUGGCAGCGUCUCAGCGUUUUCCCCGGAGAAAACCCUAACCCUACUUUCAAUUUCUUAGUGAAGAACCAGCUGACAGUUUCACCGGUUCUCUCCCGCCCAUCUGUGAAAGAUGAAAGCUUCAGAAUGGUCUUACCUCUGGCUAUGUCUCCGCCAAGAGACAACGCCGUGCCGCUUCCUGUUCUUCCCGAGCCGAUGAUGAAGCCACGUAAGAAGCUUGGCACCCAAGAAUCCAUGCUUUCUGUUGGAAAAGCUAGGUAUCCCGUAAAAAAAUUUAUCCAUGAAGAUGAAGAAGAGUUCAAAUGCAACGCCUUCUGUUUAUCCCUCCCUGGAUUUGGCAAGCAAAAACAUGUGAGGUCACCGAAAAGCAGCGAUGAUUCUUCUGUAAAGAAGAAGAAGAUGACCAAAGCGUCAUCGUUUUCAAACUCCACAAUCUCCCUAGGUGACUCGUUUGAGAAAUUCGAAUGUGGCUCAUGGGCUUCAACAACAACUGCUCUUGCCCGAGAAAACAACCGGUUGUACUUUGAUCUACCAGUGGAGAUGAUCAAAUCUGGCCGUGGAAGCGGCAGAGAGGUCCAAGAACCAAUGAGUUUGGGUUUCUUCUUCGACAAGGAAAGAGAAAGUUUACCUUUGAGAAGUGUUCUAAAGACUUCUCGGUCGGAAAGGCAACAAAGGGGUUGUUCGGCUGAGACAUCACCGCAUCGCCGUGUCAGGUUUUCAACCACGACCUCGGUUUCAUGCCCUACUUCACCGCGGUCGUGUAUCACCCCACGCUUGCUUAAAGCUAGAGAUGACUUCAACACGUUCUUAGCAGCACAGAACGCGUGAAGAACUUAAGAAAACAUAGCGCUAUAAUAAGACUUACUAUAAUAUAUGUUCGUAUCUACAAGUAACCGGUAUGUAUAUAACAAUGA